Molecule: messenger RNA, 9565 nt
Organism: Zootoca vivipara (common lizard)
Lineage: Eukaryota; Metazoa; Chordata; Lepidosauria; Squamata; Lacertidae
Source: RefSeq, a predicted model, not a curated record
CGCUGCUCCACGUCCGGACGUAAAAAUAAGGCGGUUUCCGCGCCCGCCCGCCUCCUACCUUCUACUUCUAUGGCUCCACCUAACAAACCUGUGCACAAAUCUUACUCGAGGCUCAGAAGUCUACGAAUAUAGAAUCGUAGCGUUGGAAGGGAUCCUCACGGUGAGCUAGUCCAACCCCCUGCAAUGCUAGCGGUUCUUUAAUUGCUGUGCCACACAAGCUUCCGGCUUCUUUGAAGCCACGCAAACCACAACAGCCCCCUUUUCGGUGUCAGGGUGAAGGAAGGGUGCCUUCGGGGAGAUCCUGAGCGGAGCGCUGCGUCGCCUGAUGUUUCCCCGCCCCUGCGAGGGGCCGAACACAGAAUCACAUGUUUCAGGUCCGUCGGGGCAGAGUUGGGCAUCCGCCUCCUGGCCCGGCAGGCGUGGACUCAAUGAAGUGCGAGCUGCGAUCCAGCCGGCGGCAGUUCCUCUCCUGGAGAACUUAGGCGCUAGAGCUGCGCGGAGCCCUGGCCGGGAGACAGACCAUGGUGGCUCUUCUGAAGAGUCUGCUUGCGGCAUCGGAGAAAGCAGCCUGCAUUGCCCAGCUUUGCCGUCAAGAGGAGGCGCUCUUCAGCUUGCUCAUUGAGGAGAAGAGAGGAGCAGACAAGAACAAGAAGUUCUUGCAGGACUUCAAGACGUUGGCCGACGUGCUGAUCCAAGAGGUUAUCAAGCAUGAUGUGGGGCAAAAGUUUCCAGAAUUACAAGAUCAUAUCCGUGGUGAGGAGUCCAACAAAUUUGAAAAUGGCCUUGGGGAGACGGUGGUGGUGCAGGUUUGCGCCACACAACAAGAAACUGCUGCCCUCUUGGAAAAAGUCCUUGACCGGAACCAAGCAGCAGCCGAGCUGCUGGCUGCAGCUAUUCAUCAGGAAGUGGUGCUUUCAGACCCAGCGCUGAAUGAUGUAGCUGUGACUAUCUCCACAGAGAGCAUGGCUGUGUGGAUCGAUCCCAUAGAUUCCACCAAUCAGUACAUCCGUGGGCGUGGCGAUGUGCUGCCUGUGGAUGGCAUCCACCCCUCAGGGCUGCGCUCGGCGCUGGUGCUGAUAGGCGUCUACAACCGUCACUCAGGCGAGCCUGUCCUAGGCAUCAUCAACGAGCCCUUCUUCCAGGAAAAGCUACCAGCACGCAGGUGGCAGAGCAAAUAUCACUGGGGCAUCUCCUAUGGGGGCACCCGCCUGAGCUCGCUAAGCCGGCCCCAGCUGCGGACUUCCCCUCGUGUGGUCCUGAGCAGCAAUGAGAAAGUGGGGCUGCAGGAAGCCCUGGCCCCCCUCUAUGGGCAGCAGUUGUGCUUUGCCUCCGGUGCUGGGUACAAGAUGCUGUGUGUGGCGCUGGGGCUGGCCGACGCCUACGUCCUCUCGGAGGGCAGCACCUUUAAGUGGGACUCCUGCGGCCCCCACGCCAUCCUGCUAGCCCUUGGUGGAGGCAUGGUUGACCUUUCGGAGGCCUUGAAGUCCUGGCAGGCUGGGCAACGCAAGCCGCUACCGGAACUGACCUACAACAAGCCUGUGGAGGGCGCUCUGGGUGCCGAGCGCUGGGCCAACCAAGGAGGGCUUGUGGCCUACAUCCACCGGGAGCAUUUGGAGGCUGUGAUGGCCACUCUGGCAGCAACAGCAGACACCUUCUAAAGCUCCUCCUCUUCCUCCCUCCAGGGGGACGGGGAGCCAAUCUCUGGGCAAAGGGCCCCGGCUUCCUCACCUUCCAAGGGACCAGAACGUUACUGACAAAGGCAACACACCUGGAUCAACUGAGGUUGUACCUUUCACCUCUGGCAUUUCUGUGCCCUGUUUCCGCCACGUGCCAGUGGGGAGGAGCAAAGUGAUCACAAAUCCCUCAUGUACCGCAAACCAUGGUUUUUAUCUUAACUGUAGCCAGGAAAUGUAACCUCCAUGCAUGCAGAGGUGGCUGUGGUGACCUUAAAUUGUGCCCCCCCCCAAUCCUUGGUGCAUUGCUCCUUUUACAUGAGUAAUAUGUAUUAUUGUUAUCAAAUUUAAACUUAGUAACUGCGCUGCGGAAAGCAUGCUGAGGAGACUACAUGUUCUGAGCAUAAUUAAGAGAAUUGUUUUAAUUAAAGAAAAUAACAGAAGUUACAUUAACUCUGCAAAACGUUACAAAAACAUGACCCACCCACCAGGAUACUGAGAAGUACACAGACCUCCUUAUAUACUAUAUCCGAUUGCUGACACAGCUUAAUUAAACACAAACAUAUCCUCACCUGCUGUACUGCCCCACAGCUGCAAAACUAGGUCAUGGCAUUUACUUCUGGCUUUUAAAGAGAUACACAUUCUUGUGAAACAGUAAUGAACCUCAAAACUUAAGCCAUUCAACAGUUAUGAGUAAUGCAGUAGACAUGCAUUGGGGACCGUUCUAUAGCUUUCAAUCAGCAUUCUCUGCUUCUAGCAUCUUGCAUAGGGCCCUGUGACCAGCACUGCUUUUAGCUGUCCAUUGCACAGGCCUGUUUUCUAAGGUGCGUCCCCUGCUUUCCCUGCUUGUGACAUGUGAUCUGGAUCAUCUACAGCUUGAUCCAUGAGCAGCUAACAGUCGGUUGGUUGGUUGGUCCUGCUUCCCUGCUAUGAAGACAGUCUAGGUGGCCUUCAGCUCUGUGAGGAGUGUCUGCACCAGUCUUCUGUAACACAAACUCCAAUGGGACAGUGUUUGGUUGCGGGAGGCUAGGCUGCAGAUCUGUAACAAAGAGUUCCUCAGGAUCAUUUGUAAGGAGCAAUGGCAGCUGAAACAAUCAAUCAAAGCAUGUGCUGUGAUUCUGGGAAUAUCCUCCCAAAUUUGCCAUUGUAUCAAAUUGCAGCUUAUCCAGAUGGAUUCACCUUUACAGUUCUAUAUGAGCUCAGUUUCAUGCAGAAUAACUGACCGUUUCCUGGGAGUCCCAAAAUCAUGUCUCCAGCCCCUUUGACAAGGAUGGGGAACAUGGCCCUUUGGAUGUUGCUGGCUAGACCUGGAGGAAGUUGAGAGCCCAGCAAGAUCUGAAGGCCACAGGCAAGCCAUGUCAGGAACACAAUUCUGGGGAGGGAGAGGGAAGAAGGCCUGGCUGCAAUUCACCCAUUCAUUGUCCUUGUCCUGGAGCCACCCAUAUUUCAGAUGUUUCUAACACAUUGCUUUAGAAACCAACCAUAAAUUGCUCAGCUUUUAAAAAGUAUUUGCAAUCAGAAUAAGAAAAUUAAGGUUGACCAACUGUAUACAGAUGAACACACAAACUUAUAUAUGGUUUCUGUAAUUUACUUUGAACAUAUCAUGUGAGUGUUCUUUGAGCAGAAUUUGAAUUUUAAAACAUUUCUUUUUACUUGUUAUAGCAGUUACCCAGUAUUUAAAUACUAAUAAACUGUAUCUAAGAUUGGAAUUGCACAGAAUAUUCUCAGAUAUUUUUUUAAGUAGGUGAAUCUGAAAUAUUAAACACAGCUGAAUAUUCUGAUAACUGCUAAAGUGUGUGCUUGGGGAACACAAGUACCAGUUUUUCUUCUACCAAGGAAUCUAACCUGCAGUAAAUAGAUUUGCCUCCUUUUCAUGAAAUGCUCAACAUAAUUUUACCAGCAACAAAGAUCAGAUAUAAAAUAAGUAUUUUAAAUAAUAUGAGAUCAAAACUUAAAGUAAAACAAGGAAUAUGUCCGAGCAGCAAUAGUAUAAUUGGCCAAAAUACACUCUCACUUUAAAAACACAAAUUGUAUCUCUGAGAAUUUUGAGGGCAAAUUGUGUUUUGUUUUCUAGAGUGCAAUCCGAUGCUUCAGUCUCACUGUGUGCUACAUGAGAGGAGCACAAAUUGCAGUGCUGCGAUGAUUGAUUGUUUGUUUGUUGUUUUACCUGUCCUUCACUAGCAGAUCCCAUGGCUGGUGACAACAAUUUAAAAAUUAGUAUUAAAAAAUGCUGAAACCAAUUACAGUCACAGGAAUAGGGUGAGUCCUGAAAAUGCAUAUGUCAGGUGUCAAAGGCCAGGGGGAAGAGGUGCGUCUUCAGCAUUUAGCAAAAGGUUCCUGGUGAAGGGGCGAGAUGCGCCUCUGUGGGAAGGGAGUCCCACAGCCCAGGGGCUGCCACAGAAAAUGGACUGCAGCUCCAGCUCCAUCUGCCCCAGCCAAGGUACCAGGUUGGGGAAGGCUAAGCUACGGGAAACUGCCUCUCUGGUGUGAUUGAUUUUUAACAACAUUUAAUUGGAAUAACUAAGAAUGCUGAGGAUGUUGUGAUAUAUUGCCAUCCUCUCUGGGCACAAGAAAUAUAAUGGUUUAGAAAUCUUAAUGAAUGACUUAAAGCAGCCUUGGGACCACAGGUGUCUGUGCUGCUCCUUCGCAUUAAAACAAGCCGGCAGUCUUGCAAUACUCUUGUGCCACUAGAUGGCACGAUAGCCCCUGGGUGAUAUUUAUUUACCAAGAGUUGGAUUGAGAGCCUGGAGCUGAGCUUUCGCCUACGACAGUGUAUUUUAUAACACAAACCUGGCUCAAUUCCAUAUUUGCUUGUUGCAUAUUCUGUUUAAACUCUAACGGAAAGGCAGAUGUAAUCAGAUCUGCUACGGUCUUCUUUUAAAGGAAAGAGCACAGACCUGGUACAUAAAAACACUUAUGCGCCAUGUAAAGUGGAGCCACAUUUGUUUUUACUGUUCAGCUGAUGAUUUAUAUUGACCCCUAAUUAUUCUGUGCAAAUUCAGGCUUCUAAUAUUGUGCAGCCUGAGAAUUCCAGCUGCUGCUGCUCCCGUUUCCUCCUCCUCCUCCUUUAAAAAAGCUGCUUUGAAUAAGCAAAAUGCAGCACAAUCCCAACUGUGUCCAGAGAAGUAUGUCCUAUUGAAUUCAUUGGGGCUUACUCCCAAGUAAGUUGGCUUCAGAUUCCUCAGUGGUGAAGAACAGGAGCCUUUUCUGGCUGCUUUGGACUACAACUCCCAUCAGCUCAGCCAGCAUGGACAAUGAUCAGGCAUGUAGGGAGUUGCCAUCCAAUAAUAUCUGAAAGGCCCCACCUCCUUAUGGCUGACAAGAUAGGCCAGGUGUUGUAGGAAAUCUCAAAAACCCACAAGGGGAUUGAGUAAAAUCCCCAAGUUAGACGGAACAUCCUCAGGAUCAGGAGAAAACAAAAGGGCCUGACUGAACAUGCAAUAUUGCAUCCCUAGAUACUCCCAGUUGCAGAAAUUGGACAUGUCUUCUUAGAGUGGCCAUUGACACUUGGCCAAAUGAAUGGACACCAAUUUGCAUAUGCUGUGUGUAGAGGCGCAAUUAAAAAUAUUAGUAGGUUAUAUCCUACUAAGUCAUAGUCACUAGACCCAUUGAUUUCAGUGAUUCCAAGUACAACUUAGUUGGGUAUAUGAUAUUAUGACGGAUGUGUUAUGUCACCCUAUAAUUCUACAAGGGAAUACUAUACAUCUCACUCUAGUGGGGAAGACUCUGCCUCUGUGUUUGUACUUAGUCUGCUGCCAAGGUGAUAUCUGUUGAUGGGCAACUUCAGGGCCCCUGCUCUUCCUUCUGUAUCUUUAAACCAGACCUGGAAUGCAGGGCCAUUCAAAUAGAGGACACCUUCGUACAGAGAACUGUCACCUGUCCUCAUCCUAAGCUUCUGAUAGCUCUGAAAAUCGACAACGAUAGGACGUGGCGUGCUGCCCACAGGGGCGUGGCAUGCGUCAAGGGGGCAUGGUGCACCGCCUGCAGGGGUGUGGUGCCCAGUGCGGGGGCAGCCACAAUGGCACCCCACUGGGAUUGUGCCACCGGGGGCAGUGUGCUCCCCCCACACCCCUGUUCCUCUACCAGUGCCAGCCCCUUCAAAUAUUUUAUUGGGGAGGGGGCUUAAUUUAUUAUUAUUAUUAUUAUUAUUAUUUUAUUUAUACCCCGCCCAUCUGGCUGGGUUUCCCCCACCACUCUGGGCGGCUUCCAACAAAUAGCAAAAUACAUUAAAAUAUCACAGACUAAAAACUUCCCUUAACAGGGUUGCCUUUAGGUAUUUUCUAAAUGUCAGGUAGUUGUUUAUCUCUCUGACCUCUGAUGGGAGGGCGUUCCACAGGGCGGGCGCCACUACCGAAAAGGUCCUCUGCCUGGUUCCCUGUAGCUUUCCUUCUCGCAGUGAGGGAACCGCCAGAAGGCCCUUGGUGCUGGACCUCAGUGUCCGGGCUGAACAAUGGGUGUGGAGACGCUCCUUCAGGUAUACAGAACCGAGGCCGUUUAGGGCUUUAAAGGUCAACACCAACACUUUGAAUUGUGCUCGGAAACGUACUGGGAGCCAAUGUAGAUCUCUCAGGACUGGUGUUAUGUGGUCCUGGCGGCCGCUCCCAGUCACCAGUCUAGCUGCUGUAUUCUGGAUUAAUUGCAGUUUCCGGGUCACCUUCAAAGGUAGCCCCACGUAGAGCGCAUUGCAGUAGCUUAAGAGGGGUUAGCUCCUAAGUUGGGGUAUGUGUUGUUCGUGUAUCAAUGUCUUUGGUUGCUUGGCUAUGUGUAGCACCUGCUGUGCCUUUGAACAGCAUUUUGCCCAUUUAUCACACUGAUCUGAGCAUUAAAGAUUUUGGUAGACACUGCAACCUGAGUUUGAAUUCUUCAUUGAGUGGGAGACGGGAAACUCCCCUCCACAGCAUGCUUUUCUGGAGAUUCUCCUGACCCUCCCAUAGCCAGCUUUUGGGGGGCGGCAUGUGGGUGUCUGUGCUCUUCCCUUUCCCUAUAACAAUAUGUUCUUGUUCCUCCCAUAAUUUCUACCCAGUUGUAAUUGAAAGUGGCAACAUGAGCAAGCAUCUCCUAAAGGAUCGCAGGUAAAAAGUUGUCUUCUAGCUUUUAUUUUUUGGUUGCUUGGAAAUACUUUGGAGAAGAGGGGACCUAGACACCUGUGGAAAGAUGGGGACUUUCAGUCCUUGCAACCUACUGGGGAGAGUUGUUGAGAUCAUUAGAAUCAUAGAAUCAUAGAGUUGGAAGAUACCACAAGGGUCAUCCAGUCCAACCCCCUGCCAAGCAGGAAACACCAUCAAAGCAUUCUUGACAUAUGCCUGUCAAGCCUCUGCUUAAAGACCUCCAAAGAAGGAGACUCCACCACACUCCUUGGUAGCAAAUUCCACUGCCGAACAGCUCUUACUGUCAGGAAGUUCUUCCUAAUGUAAUGUCAGGAAGUUCUUCCUAAUGUUUAGGCCUGAAUUGUUUUGGUUUCUUUGAACAAAGAAUUAACAUCCCUGACACUGGUGUUUUUAUUGUUGACCUGCUCCUGACUCCUGCUCCCCAAGGUCCUUCCCAACCAAUUGGAGACUCCACUGCUAUGCCCACCUUUGCUCCUCUCACUUCAUACCUCUCUGGGUCCUGGGGGAAGAGGAGGCUGUCACAGCAGGAGGGGAAGACACCCUGGCUUCUUCACCAGCCUGACUCAUCUCUGCCUCUUGGCCUCCGUCCUUCCACUUUCCUGCUUCUGCUUCUGCUUCUGGACUUCUCUCUGCCACAGACUCUCCCUGCUCACUAAAUCCUGUUACCUCUUCAGCUUCCAACACCACCUCCUCCCCGUCUGUUCCCUCUUCUUCCUCUGACCACUCAUUGUUGCCCCACCACCACCACUCCCCGGGCUUUGAGCCUUCUUCCCUUGGGGGUUCCCCAGCUGGUGACUCUCACUAUUCCUCUGUGUCCAGCCAGUCCAUGACACUAAUUGUAUGGCAUUUUAAUACAGAACUCUGAAUUUCAGUGCCAAUAAUAUUUGAUGAAGACCUCAAUAAGUGGCAUCAUUAAUGGUGCUUUUUCUUGUGUUGUAACAGGGUUCUGGGACUGUCUGUAAUUUAGGUUAAACAGUAAAACGGGUAAGCCAAGAUGGCCUCAGAUGUCAGCUGUGUAUUAAAAAGCUUAUUUGCACAUCCUGUGAUAUCUGCUCGGCAAGUAACAGCUACUCUGUUGCACAAAAAAUGCUUCUAGCAAGAUAAGCUUAUGAGAAAUGUAAUCACCUAAUGCAGGAAGUAUUUAUUCCUGCCAAGCGCCACAUGAAUAGUCUAUAAAUGUGAAAAGGGAAGGGAGCCUGAUCCUGUGCAGCAUGAGGAUUUCAGUGCCUUCGAGCUGCACACCUCACUCUGCAUAAGAAUAGGGUUAUUGAUGCGCAGGGUGACCUUGGGAGGAAUCCUAUCCCUUUCCUGGGCUUUCCUUUUGCUUCUGACAGCAAUAACAAUGCAGAGCCUUGGUGGCUGAGCAAACCACAGCCCUCUUUAGCUCUGUAAUGUCUGUGUAUUCUGUAGCACAAUUUCCAGGUCAUCGAAGUAAAAAAUGUGAACUUCCCUGGGAUCUGCACCAGCUUGUAAACCCAAAUAGGUUAGCCAUGGAGAGAAAAGCCUUCAUUCCCCCCACCCCUUACUUCAAGUCAGGCAUAGGCAAACUCGGCCCUCCAGAUGUUUUGGGACUACAACUCCCAUCAUCCCUAGCUAAUAGGACCAGUGGUCAGGGAUGGUCAGUAGUCCCAAAACAGCUGGAGGGCCGAGUUUGUCUAUGCCUGCUUCAAGUCUAGUGUAGGUAAGGAAGGAGCCCAAAGAAUCCAUUCCAGAAGCUGCCGUGGCAGCUGGUCAGCAGAGCCAAAGCAAGAUACAUUACUGUAUUGCCUAAGAUGGAAGAUCCGAAUGCUAUACACACACACACACACACACACACACACACACACACACACACACACACUUUUCAGUUGGAAUUCCACAAAAUCAAUUCCUGCAGGAAUGUGUGUUUUUGAUGGAUCAGUCUGUUUAUCUCCGAACUGCUCUGUUUACUACUUUUGCACGUGUAAAAUUGGCUAGCUCUCUGGCAGGACCAUGCCAGAUAAACAACUGCAAUAUAAUAUACCAAAUACGUAUAUUAUCGUUGUCAAGGAGUCAAUUUAGACCUAGGUUCAAAUCCCCACCCAGUAAUGUGACACCCAAAUAUCAAAUGUAUUACUGUAGCAUUCCUUGGCAGAAUGGUAAGAUAACACUCCCAAGUAGCAGGUCAGUGUAGCUCCUAUGAAAUUUGUAGGACUUAAUUCUGCCCAUUUAUAUAGCUUCUUCUUUCUUUCUUUCUUUUUUGCAGGGGUAGGGGAGGAUUCACUAGAAAAGUGGUUCUGAAGGGAUGUUAUGCAUCACACUGGUGUGCCAUGGGGAUUUAAGGACAAUCAAUAUUGUAUUUUAGGAAUAAUUCGUGUUCUUAUGUAGCUGCAUUGUUUUAAACUUUCUGAGGUCCCCAUGAUCAUAGUAUAAGGUAGUUGUGUUCUGUGUUAUAAAUCAAGCACUGCUAGGAGCUGUUUCUUUUUGUUUUCCAAUGUAUUUCUUAUCAAUAAAUAAUUUGGUGUGGUGCAAGCAAAUUUUUAUUCUGAAAUUGUUGCCCAGAGAAAAAAGCUUGAGGACCACUGCAUUAGAGGAAUGCAUACAGCUGUUUAACACGCAUGGUGUCAGGCAGCUUCCUAGGUGAUGAGCGCAAUAAACAUGGAAAGAGGAUGCUGUUGGACCACAUCUGUUUAAAGAAUGGCAAGAGAGAUUAUUUCUGAAAAGAAAGAUGCAGAUCUUCAAGCCUGUUUCAGAAGGUCUUGCCUUUGUUUUUGGUGCCCUCUUCUCCAGCACUUGUGACCUGCCCAUUUGUGCCUCGUAGUAAGA